This is a messenger RNA of Theobroma cacao (cacao), 2357 nucleotides long. It is a transcript of the gene ACD5, whose product is annotated as Diacylglycerol kinase family protein. Gene Ontology annotation, biological process: phosphorylation; ceramide metabolic process. NCBI's taxonomy places the organism in Eukaryota, Viridiplantae, Streptophyta, Magnoliopsida, Malvales, Malvaceae. The record is from RefSeq and is a predicted model, not a curated record. Gene Ontology annotation, molecular function: ceramide kinase activity.
AACUUUGCAUCUCUCAGCAGGACAACUAGUCAACAACCCAAAAAUGCAACAAAAGAAAAAACCUUGUCUCUAAACUGGGAUUUUCUUCAUUUGAAACCCGGUUUAGGGACCCUUUAAUUCCAACUCAAUUAAAAAAAAAUCUAGUGACUUUUAUUUCAGAAAUCCCUUUCUUUUUAUGUUUUUAUAAAUUUAAUGUACUAAUAAUUGUUAAUCUAAUAAAAUGGAAAUAAAUGGAGGUGUUUGUAAUUCUGGGGAUAAAUCCCAACGAGAAGCGGAAGUUGAAGGUGAAGCAUCCUCUUUGAGUUCGAAUGUAUUGUUGAAUCAUACCGGAGAGGUCACUCUCACUCUUAAUUCAGACGGGUUGUCUUGGGAAGCGCUUGAUUCCUCUGAUAAUUGUGGAUCAACUUGUUUGGGGAUUGAAUUUGUUCCUAAAAUCACAACUAAAACCACAACAGAGUUACAGUUCUCUGAUAUCUAUGCUGUAGAGUUGAUUCAUGGUGGAAUGAUUCAAGAAUCAAUCAGUACAAGUGCUAGAGAAUGUUUCUUCGGGACUGACUCUCAUGAUUCCGAGAUGAACCACUUCAUAGUUCAUUCUUUUCAAAAGUCUAUGUCGCAGCCUUGCCUUUGGGUCCUGGCUGUGUACACUUUUGGCCACAAGGACUUGCAGACAUGUCAGAUGUGGAUGAAUAAAAUUAAUGAUUCUCUAAAUAAGGAAUUUGGGAGACCAAAGAAUCUUCUGGUAUUUGUUCAUCCAAUGAGUGGGAAAGCAAAUGGCCUGAGAACCUGGGAAACUGUGGCUCCUAUAUUUUCACGUGCUAAAAUAAACACGAAGGUGAUUGUAACACAGAGGGCUGGACAUGCAUUUGAUGUGAUGACAUCUACUACAAAUGAAGAGCUGAAUUCAUAUGAUGGUGCUGUAGCUGUUGGUGGUGAUGGUUUCUUCAAUGAAAUCCUUAAUGGUUAUCUUCGUUCGAGGCAUAAAGCUCCUUUCCCUCCUGCCCCUUCAGAUUUUCUUGAUGCUCUGGGGAAUGAUGGCAGCUCCUUAGUUCAUGAUCCAGCUGGAGCGGGUUCUGGGACUCACAACGAAGAGAGUUAUCCUCUUCUCCCCAGUUUGGCACAUAAUGAAUUAGGAUUCUCUCAUUUGGGAACUAAUAAUAGUUCUCGCUCCAUAGAUCAAGAAAUUGAGUAUCCCCUCCCUAAUCAGAGGUUUAGAUUUGGGAUAAUUCCUGCAGGUUCAACGGAUGCCAUUGUGAUAUGCACCACUGGCGCUCGAGAUCCUAUAACAUCUGCCCUGCACAUUGUCCUGGGUAAAAGAGUGUGCCUUGAUGUUGCUCAAGUUGUAAGGUGGAAAACUACAUCUUCCUCAAAGGUUGAGCCUUGUGUACGCUAUGCGGCUUCUUUCGCUGGGUAUGGAUUUUAUGGAGAUGUCAUUGCAGAGAGUGAAAAAUACCGGUGGAUGGGCCCCAAACGUUAUGAUUAUGCUGGAACGAAAGUGUUUUUGAAACACAGGUCAUAUGAAGCCGAAGUAGCUUACCUGGAAGUUGAAUCAGACAAGAAUAAUUCAAUUCCAGAUGCAAGUAGGAUGUUUGAUAAGGUGCGGAGCUUGAAACGAAAGAAGUCUGAAAGAAUUAUUUGCCGAGUCAAUUGCAAUGUGUGUAAUACAAAGCCAGUUUAUUCUUCCGCAAGAAGCUCCCCUGCAAAACCUUACAUGCGUCCACAAGAAACAAGGUGGUUGAAAUCUAAAGGGCAAUUUCUCAGUGUUGGGGCUGCCAUAAUGUCUAACCGAAAUGAACGAGCACCUGAUGGUUUGGUGGCUGAUGCACACCUUUCAGAUGGUUUCCUGCAUCUUUUAUUAAUUAAAGACUGCCCUCAUGCUUUAUAUCUCUGGCACCUUACUCAGCUGGCAAGGAAAGGCGGAAACCCCCUGAAUUUUGACUUUGUGGAACAUCAUAAGACCCCAGCUUUUACAUUCACGUCCUUAGGCAAGGAGAGUGUCUGGAAUCUGGAUGGUGAGCUUUUUGAAGCACACAAACUUUCAGCGCAAGUGUUUCGUGGCCUGGUUUGCUUAUUUGCAUCUGGUCCUGAGGUAUAGAAGACGUAGGAAAGAUGGUCUCAUCAAAGCAGUCAAGUAAUUCACUCCAUACAAACACAGUUUUUGUGUUAUCAAAAAUUCAGUCUAGUGAUUGAUGAUAUACAUCAGCAGGGCUUGUAAGGUGGCCUUAAGGAGGUCAUCAGUUGGCUGAUAUUACAGUACAAGAAAUUAGUAUGGUUAUGAUGGAACAGCAUUGUACAUUAUGUAUGAAUUUUAUUUCGUAUUAAUUUCUCAAUUUUGCUUGACCUCGUAGCAUUGUUAUUCA